AUGCAAAGGUCGUGUUGUGUUUUUAGCGAGCUAUGGCUGCCUUGAGUUGGUUUACGUGCAGACAGCUGCCGCGGAUUGCAAAUCAGUUCGCCUGGGUUGUGAAGUACGUCAGGCCUCAGUACCUCGGGGGACUGCCGGUGAGGAGAGUCCACGGGUCGUCGCGGAAAUGGGUGGCUGAGAAGGGGCCAUGGGGCAAGGCUCGGAUGCCAGAGUAUCAUCUUCUGACAGAACUUGAUAAGGCGGAUGCCUUGAUGCUGAAAAAGUCCCACGAAACUGGGUUCCUGUCUUGGUUCCGGAACGGACUCCUGGCCACCGGGAUCGGGGUCAUCGCUUUCGUCCAGAGUGAUGUGGGACGAGAGGCAGGAUAUGCUUUCUUCAUCCUGGGUGGUGUGUGUGUAUCGUUCGGCGGGGCGUCCUACGUGGGCAGUCUGUUUUCGCUGAGGAGGAUGAUGCUUCUCUCCCUGCCUGCCGUGCUGCUGAAUGUUGCUGUGGUGAGCAGCGUCGCCCUCUUCUGGCUGUGUGCGGUAUCUCUCUACAUCGGACGCCUGGAGGUGGAGAUUAUACAUGAGGAGGACGAGGACGAUGACGGAGAGGAGUGUCCAGACUGUCGGGACCGCGCCAACCACUCCCAUGGCAACCGGCACCACGGCAGCAACAAAGGCCAAGACAAGUAGAGAGUGUGAGUGAGUGAGUGAGAGGACUGAGAGGAAGUGUGUAUGACAUUCAAAGAGAUGGGGGGGAAUAAAGGGGAUCAGUGAAAGGCAUGAUUAAUUUGGAUGGUGGUUGUUUGCUGACCUCUGAUAUUGAUUUGUGUGGGUGGGUGUGUUAAAUUGCUGGGAUAACGAGUUAAUUUUUAGUUCAUAAUAUCAAUGUUAGAUUUUUUUUUUUUAAUUGUAGUUUUAUUUUUCUGUGAGAGUGCCUCGUUUGAGUUGAUUUACUCCUGAUCAUGUUUACUUUAUGAAUCAAAGUGCCCUGUACAAUUCCCAAGCCAUACUCUGAGCCAGCUCAUGCUGUGUUCACCUAAAUAUGGUUUUGAUUGAUGUAAAAAAAAAAAAAAAAUCAGUUUAUUCUAUAUUUAUUACGAAGGAGUACUUGGAUUCUCUGUAGUAAUCCAUGCUGGUGAUGUAGAAUGAGGAGAUGUAGCCCAUGUUGCAGUGUUGAAUGGAUGAACUAGCCCUAUGUGAACUUGCGAUAUAAUGUAUAAAUACUCUAGGUAAGUAAUCAGCAAUGGUCUAUAUUUGUGUCAUCGAUUUUCUGUGUGUAAAAAAGUCUGUGGGUUUUUCUUAUGUGUUCUGUAUUUUAGAUUGAAAAGUUUAUUUUAACUCAUAAAGGCUUUGGCUUACGUUUUUUUUUCCCCCAAAGGGUUUUGUGAUUCAAAUAUACUUUUGUCACAAAGGAAAUGACAACAACAACAAAAAAUGUCAAAGUGCUGUAAGUUUUUAAUUUUUUUUUUUAAACAUGUUCAAUGCAAUCUUGAUAGUGGAUUUCUAUGGAGUAGUUUAGUUUUAACUGUAAAGUAUCGUUAUUUCAUACCUUUACUCAAUCGAGGCUUGAAAGCUGCAGCCACAACGUAGCCACAACGUAAUCAAAAUUACCACCUUGAACCUCUUGUCUUUUUGGAGAGAUUUUUAGUGAGAAACUAUAACAUUUGUAUAACCCAUGUGUUUGUGUGAGAUGGACAUUUACAGUGCUUUUGGAAAGUAUUCAGACCCCUUGACUUUUUCCACAUUUUGUUACGUUACAGCCUUAUUCUAAAAUAUAUAUAUUUUUUAAAAUCCCCCUCGUCAAUCUACACACAAUACUCCAUAAUAACAAAGCAAAAACAGGUUUUUAGACAUUUUUGCAAAAAAUAGAUAAUUAUUUGACAGAUUUGCAUAAGCGUUCUGACCCUUUACUCAGUACUUUGUUGAAUCACCUUUGGCAGCGAUUACAGCCUCGAGUCUUCUUGGGUAUGACGCUAUAAGCUUGGCACACCUGUAUUUGGGGAGUUUCUCCCAUUCUUCUCUGCAGAUCUUCUCAAGCUCUUGUCAGGUUGGAUGGGUAGCGUCGCUGCACAGCUAUUUUCAGGUCUCUCCAGAGAUGUUAGAUCCAGGCUCUGGCUGGCCCACUCAAGGACAUUCAGAGACUUGUCCCGAAGCCACUCCUGCAUUGUCCUGGCUGUGUGCUUAGGGUCGUUGUCCUGUUUGGAACCUUUGCCCCUGUCUGAAGUCCUGAGCGCUCUGGAGCAGAUUUUCAUCAAGGAUCUCUCUAGUUUGCUCCUUUCAUCUUUCUGUUGAUCCUGACUAGUGUCCCAGUCCCUGCCGCUGAAAAACAUCCCCACAGCAUGAUGCUGCUUCAUCGUAGGGAUGGUGCCAGGUUUCCUCCAGACGUGACGCUUGGCAUUCAGGCCAAAGAGUUCAAUCUUGGUUUCAUCAGGCGAUAAAAUCUUGUUUGUCAUGGUCUGAGAGUCCUUUAGGUGCCUUUUGGCAAACUCCAAGUGAGCUGUCAUGUACCUUUUUACUGAGGAGUGGCUUCCGUCUGGCCUGAUUGGUAGAGUGCUGCAGAGUUGGUUAUCCUUCUGGACGGUUCUCCCAUCUCCACAGAGGAACUCUGGAGCUCUGUCAGAGUGACCAUCGGGUUCUCGGUCACCUCCCUGACCAAGGCCCUUCUCCCCCGAUUGCUCAGUUUGGCCGGGGGGACAGCUCUAGGAACCUUCAAUUCUGCAGACAUUUUUUUGUGGUACCCUUCCCCAGAUCUUUGCCUUGACACAAUCCUGUCUCUAAGCUCUAUGGACAAUUCCUUCGACUUCAUGGCUUGGUUUUUGCUCUUACAUGCACUGCCAACUGUAACCUUAUAUAGACAGGAGUGUGCCUUUCCAAUCAACUUAAUUUACUACAGAUGGACUCCCAUCAAGUUGUAGAAACAUCUCAAGGAUGAUCAAUGGAAACAGGAUGCACCUGAGCUGAAUUUUGAGUCUCGUAGCAAAGGGUAUGAAUACUUAUGAAAAUAAUUGUUUUUAGUUUUUGUUUUAGUUUUUUUGCACACAAAAAAUGUGAACUGUUUAUGCAUUGUUAUAUUAUGUGUAGAUUGAUGAGGAAAUGUUAGCAUUUAUCAAUUUUAGAAUCAGGCUGUAACAUAUCAAAAUGUGGAGAAAAGUCAUCAGGUUUGAAUACUUUACGAAUGCACUGUAGGUAUGGUUAUCCUCUAGCCUGUUCCACCAUCCUGACCUGACCACUGCGCUUCAGAACAUUAGCAUGCGAGACCUGGAUGGUGGAACGUGGCGAGUUAGUCGCUAGAGAUAAUCUGUAUGGAGUUGCAGUGUGAUGUAUUUGAUUUCUGCAUGGCCUUCAGUACAACGUACUGUAUAUCAUUAGACUUCAUGUAUGAAUAUGUACAUAAACAUAGUUACAAAAUCAAA
Messenger RNA from Oncorhynchus keta (chum salmon), 3397 nucleotides. Its product is annotated as transmembrane protein 160. The transcript has 4 exons. The record is from RefSeq and is a predicted model, not a curated record. The coding region runs from base 33 to 674 and encodes 213 amino acids. Lineage: Eukaryota; Metazoa; Chordata; Actinopteri; Salmoniformes; Salmonidae.